AUGAGAAGCUUGAUGUGGGAGUCGGACCUGUUGAUGUGGAAGCAACCCGCAGUCACAGGUGCUGUCUUCGGUUGCUUCAACUGCUUCUUCCUCGCUGUUUACACCUGGGACCUGUCGUUGGUGCCAUUUCUUUGCAAUAUCUUCACCCUGGUGCUGAUGGCGGGCGGCGCUGUCAGGUAUGCUGCACCGCAAUCAGCAGACCAUAGCAUCGAGAUUCUCUCGCAGGACGCCAUCAAGGUGGCAGUCGAGAGCAUCUCCAAAGUUCUCAAUGUCGUCUCCCAGAAGGUACGUGAUGUAGUGCUCUGGACCACGGCAGAAGCGACCUUCAUGGCAGCGACCUAA
Durusdinium trenchii is the source of this 342-nucleotide messenger RNA. The record is from the annotation of a GenBank genome assembly. Lineage: Eukaryota; Dinophyceae; Suessiales; Symbiodiniaceae.